Messenger RNA from Zootoca vivipara (common lizard), 6942 nucleotides. Lineage: Eukaryota; Metazoa; Chordata; Lepidosauria; Squamata; Lacertidae. The record is from RefSeq and is a predicted model, not a curated record.
CUUCAGAAAGCCUGCGAGUCCUAGCCUUUAGAGGAGAUUAAACAACCUAAGCAAUAGAAAGGAAAGUGGGACAAAAGCUUAAACUUUAAUUCUGGUUAUCUCUGUUCAGUAUCCAUCUUUCCAUUCUUCAGAGUAAAAUGUUCCAUGGAAUAACAGAGUUCUUUCAUACAAAGGCUCCUGCUGGAAGUAUACUUAGUUUCCCCAAACAUCCAGGGAGCUAUGGCUAGCCGUCUUCCUGGAGAUCCCAAGAAGACAUCAUCUUGCAGAACAUCCCCUGGGCAUUCCACAAUUGUGUAGAGGUGAAGCCAAAUCAAGAAGAUGCCAUUUCUCUAAGACUGUAUAUGUUUUCACUACAGUGUUUUCAGUGGAUUAUAAUCAAGCUUUCGGGUCAAAAAGCUUGGAUAGAAAAAACCUUUUUCAAGAGGGAGUGUAUCUACAUAAUUGCCAACAGCAAAGAUGCUACCAGGUGCUGCUGUGGCCAGCUUCUUACACAACACAUCCCCAUUCCUCCGAGUAUAACUGCAAACAAGAAUGAAGAAGAAGCAACGAAGCAGGUGGAUACUCAGCCUGAGAAGUGGUUUGUCAGUAAACACACCCAGGCAGUCCCAACUGAUGCCUAUGGAAGUCUUGAGUUCCAAGGUGGAGGGCACACCAACAAGUCCAUGUACAUCCGAGUGUCGUAUGACACAAAGCCAGACUCGCUGCUCCACCUGAUGGUGAAAGACUGGCAGCUGGAACUCCCCAAGCUCUUAAUAUCCAUCCACGGGGGACUGCAGAACUUCGAGCUGCAACCCAAGCUGAAGCAAGUGUUUGGGAAGGGCCUCAUCAAGGCGGCCAUGACCACAGGUGCUUGGAUCUUCACCGGGGGAGUCAGUACAGGUGUCAUUCGCCACGUUGGAGAUGCCUUGAAAGAUCAUUCUUCCAAGUCCAGAGGACGCAUCUGUGCCAUAGGAAUUGCUCCGUGGGGCAUUGUGGAAAACAAGGAGGAUCUGAUUGGGAAAGAUGUGACAAGAGUUUAUCAAACCAUGUCAAACCCACUAAGCAAACUCUCUGUGCUCAACAGUUCCCAUACGCACUUCAUCCUGGCCGACAAUGGCACCUUUGGCAAAUACGGGGCAGAAGUGAAGCUGAGGCGCCAGCUGGAGAAACACAUCUCACUCCAAAAAAUCAACACACGGCUGGGGCAGGGGGUCCCUGUGGUUGGACUGAUAGUUGAAGGUGGUCCCAAUGUGAUAUCCAUCGUCUUGGAAUGCCUGCGUGAAGAGCCGCCACUUCCUGUUGUGAUCUGUGAUGGUAGCGGACGAGCGUCAGACAUCUUAUCGUUUGCACACAAGUACUCAGAAGAAGGAGGCAUCAUAAGUGAGUCUCUGAGGGACCAGCUGCUUGUCACCAUUCAGAAAACCUUUAACUACAGCAGGAACCAAGCUCACCAGCUGUUUGUUAUUCUCAUGGAGUGCAUGAAAAAGAAAGAACUUAUCACCGUGUUCCGCAUGGGCUCUGAGGGGCAGCAAGAUAUUGAGAUGUCCAUCUUAACAGCUCUACUUAAAGGUACUAAUGCAUCUGCACCAGAUCAGCUGAGCUUAGCAUUGGCCUGGAACCGUGUGGAUAUUGCACGCAGUCAAAUCUUCGUCUUUGGGCAUCAUUGGCCGCCAUUGGGAAGCCUUGCAGUUACGGAUGGGACAGCCCCAGAAAAGGAGAAGAAAUCUCCGGCACCUCAAGCAAAAGCAGCAAGAGGGAAAGGAAAAGGCAAGAAGAAAGGUGGGAAACAGAAAGAAGAACCGGAGGAAGAAACAGAUCCAAGGAAACUUGAGCUACUGAACUGGGUAAAUUCCCUGGAGCAAGCGAUGCUUGAUGCUCUCGUGCUGGAUCGGGUGGACUUCGUGAAGCUACUGAUUGAAAACGGCGUCAGCAUGCAGCGCUUCCUCACCAUCCCACGACUGGAAGAGCUUUACAACACGAGACUGGGUCCACCAAAUACCCUGCAUCUGCUUGUCAGAGAUGUAAAAAAGGGAAAUCUGCCACCAGAUUACCACAUCAGCCUCAUCGACAUUGGCCUGGUCCUUGAAUAUCUCAUGGGAGGGGCAUAUCGCUGCAACUAUACAAGAAAGAGCUUCCGAACCCUGUACAACAAUUUAUUUGGGCCAAAGAGGCCUAAAGCUCUCAAGCUUCUAGGGAUGGAGGAUGAUGAACCUCCAACCAAAGGGAAAAAGAAGAAGAAGAAGAAGAAGGAAGAGGAGAUAGACAUUGAUAUAGAUGACCCAGAAGUCAGCCGCUUCCAGUACCCCUUCCAUGAGCUCAUGGUCUGGGCAGUGCUGAUGAAGCGGCAGAAGAUGGCUCUCUUCCUUUGGCAACGUGGAGAGGAGACCAUGGCCAAGGCACUGGUGGCCUGCAAACUCUACAAAGCCAUGGCCCACGAGUCUUCAGAGAGCGAGCUGGUGGAUGACAUCUCUCAAGACCUGGACAACAACUCAAAAGAUUUUGGCCAGCUUGCUGUUGAGCUGCUGGAUCAAUCAUAUAAGCACGAUGAGCAAGUAGCCAUGAAACUUUUGACAUAUGAGCUGAAAAACUGGAGCAACUCUACUUGCCUGAAACUUGCAGUGGCAGCAAAGCACAGGGACUUCAUCGCACACACCUGCAGCCAGAUGUUACUGACAGACAUGUGGAUGGGGAGGUUGCGCAUGAGGAAAAAUCCGGGCCUUAAGGUUAUCAUGGGGAUCCUCUUACCUCCCACCAUCCUGUUCCUGGAGUUCCGUACCUCUGAUGACUAUUCCUACCAAACGUCAAAGGAAAAUGAAGUCGGGAAAGAAAAAGAGGAAGAAAAUGUGGAUGCAAAUGCUGAUACUGGUUCCCGAAAGGGAGAUGAAGAAGAUGGGAACAAAAAGCAAAGGAGCCUCCCCAUUGGAAAAAAGAUCUACGAAUUCUAUAAUGCACCAAUUGUGAAGUUCUGGUUUUACACAAUAUCCUAUCUAGGGUACUUAAUGCUGUUCAACUAUAUAAUCUUGGUGCCGAUGGAUCGUUGGCCCUCACUCCAGGAAUGGGUUGUCAUUUCAUAUAUUGUGACUCUGGCUUUGGAGAAAGUAAGAGAGAUUUUGAUGUCAGAACCAGGUAAAUUGAGUCAGAAAAUAAAAGUGUGGCUACAAGAAUAUUGGAACAUCACUGAUUUGGUUGCUAUUUCUGUGUUCUUGGUUGGGGCCAUGCUCCGUUUGCAAAACCAGCCUUAUAUGAGUUAUGGAAGAGUUAUCUACUGUGUGGAUAUCAUUUUCUGGUACAUCCGAGUACUGGACAUCUUUGGUGUGAAUAAGUACCUGGGGCCUUAUGUCAUGAUGAUUGGAAAAAUGAUGAUUGACAUGCUGUACUUUGUGGUGAUAAUGCUGGUGGUCCUGAUGAGCUUUGGAGUUGCCCGUCAAGCCAUCCUGCAUCCCGAUGAGCAGCCGUCUUGGAGACUGGUCCGCAACAUCUUCUACAUGCCCUACUGGAUGAUCUAUGGAGAGGUGUUUGCUGACCAGAUAGACCUCUAUGCCAUGGAAAUUAAUCCUCCAUGUGGGGAAAACCUUUAUGAUGAGGAUGGCAAGCGUUUCCCCCAGUGCAUCCCUGGCGCAUGGCUGACUCCCGCAAUCAUGGCCUGCUACCUCUUGGUAGCCAACAUUCUCCUGGUCAACUUGCUGAUUGCUGUUUUCAACAACACCUUCUUUGAAGUGAAGUCUAUCUCCAACCAAGUCUGGAAGUUCCAGCGAUAUCAGCUGAUCAUGACCUUCCAUGACCGGCCGGUGCUUCCUCCACCAAUGAUCAUCUUUAGCCACCUUUACAUCAUUAUAGUUCGUCUCUGCUGCCGCUGCAAGAAACGAAGAGAAGACCAAGAUGAACGCGACCGAGGACUGAAGCUGUUUCUAAAUGAUGAAGAGUUGAAAAAACUGUAUGAAUUUGAGGAGCAAUGCGUUGAGGAGUAUUUCCGACAAAAAGAAGAUGAAGAACAGUCAUCAAAUGAUGAACGUAUCAGAGUUACUUCGGAAAGAGUUGAAAACAUGUCUAUGAGAUUGGAAGAAGUGAAUGAAAGAGAACAUUUCAUGAAAGCCUCUCUCCAGACGGUUGACCUUCGACUUUCUCAGCUGGAAGAACUCUCUGGCCGGAUGGCAAAUGCUCUGGAGAAACUGGCAGGCAUCGACAAGGCUGAACUGACUCACACACGUUCCCGGGCAUCCUCGGAAUGCGAUGCUGCUUACCUCCUCCGGCAAAGCAGCGUAAACAGUUAUGAUGGCUACAUGUACAGGUACCAUGGCGAUGACCUCGCCUAUGAUGACCUGCCUACCCCAAUGUCUCCAGCCUUGGCAUUGCGUAAAGCGGAUUCAAAGCUACAGCUGGCUCCAGAACACCAAGGAAGCACCCCCUCUGCCGCAAGCGCAAACACAGUGGCCUCUACAGAUCACAGCAAAAACACUUUAGAUGUUACGCAGAAUGUUUCUCUAUCCCGUUCUGGCUCAGUUGACAGGCAGGAACAUUGUAAGAAUGAAGUGACCACACCCCAAACUCUCAACCAAAUGGAUAUGGUUGUGAAUGGGAAGCCUGGAACUGGGCCAAAAAUUCAGAACCCUCAUUUAGCGUUAGAAAGGACCAAAUUAGAAGCCACCAUCUCCUAUCCCUUGGACAAACCUAGGGCAAUGAGGUACUACCCUUCUGAAACAUUCAACGCUUGCGAAGCAACCAUGAUGAAAUCAAGGAGUUACAUAUUUGCACAAGGUGGAAAGAUGGUUGGAGGAGUUAACAACCAGACCAUUAUGGACCAAGAGUAUAGGACCAUCAUGGAUGAAGUGUGCCCUUCCACAAUUGAACAAUGGACUGCCGAGUGGAAGUAUGAGGUUCAGCAGAAACUGGCUAGUGAGCCUCCUCCUGAAUAUCCUGGCAUUGUGUCUGAAGCGGAGAUGCAAGCCGAGCGGAAACAGCUACUGACUGACACUGAAGAGGACAGCGAUGUUGGUGAAGUGGUGGGUCUCAGUGCCUCCCAUCCUUCCUCACCUGUCACCAAAAGGAUCUACACAGACAAUUUUUUGUCAGUGGAAUCUGACAGGACUUGUGGUUUUCCUUCCGUACGGUCAAAGAGUUUACACAGCCAUUCUCGAAAACCCAAGUCCAUUAAGGACAGGCUUAAUAGACCGGGACAUGCCAGCAGUGUCAGCAGCCUAGUGGUGACCUGUGGGACUGCAACGGAAGAGCAGAAAGCAAAACAAGAAACUGCAUCCGCAGAAACUGAAUGCUAAAAUGUCCUUUUCUCAACAAGCAACAGUUGGGAGAUAUGGUUAAGCCAGGACACCACAGGUUGUCCCAAAAGCCCAUCCUUUAAAGAGCCAGUUUGCAUUUGGUAGCUCACUGUGUUCGCUUUUGCAGAUGCAUUCAUGUCCAACUGUUCCUGCUUCAAAGCACUUCCUGCUUUUGUGAAGGGAAGGUGUGCCCUCCCUGAGGGUCAUAGCUACCUCUGGAGGGCACGGCCAACAGUAUCAACAUGGAUUCUUUAAUUCAUUAUGUCAAUGAUUCUAAAAGCAAUGUAGUUCAGUGAACUGGAGGCUGGAUCCUCCUGACCCAUAAGAGCACCACUGCUUAAAACAGGCAUCCCCAAACUGCGGCCCUCCAGAUGUUUUGGCCUACAACUCCCAUGAUCCCUAGCUAACAGGACCAGUGGUCGGGGAAGAUGGGAAUUGUAGUCCAAAACAUCUGGAGGGCCGAAGUUUGGGGAUGCCUGGCUUAAAACAAAGGUUCUCACUGAGGGAUUGACAGGCGAAUAACAUUCUUUGUGGGCUUCAGGGAAAUGCUGCAGAAUGAAUCACCGAGAGGCCCUUUUUUAACACACAUAAAAAGUGGCACAACCAGCAGCUCUUCUUCCUGCAAAAGUGAAUGUUGUGUGUGGCAAGUGUAUACAGUAUUCCCUCAGCAUAGUAUAGCUAUCAAGGAUAUACGCACAUAUAACACUGUAUGUGAUCAUUCCUGUAUAUACCCGCUGCAAACUCCCUACACUGAGGAUCCUUGAAAGACAGCAUUCCCAUAUCUAUAGUGGCACCAAGGAAGAAAGGGGGGGGGGGAGAAGGAGUACCUUCUUGAAGAGGUAUGAGUUUGUGUGCGGAGUCUUACUGUCACUAUUUUUACACCAUUGUUGUUGUUGUUCUGGUCAGCCAGUUUGGGCUAGUGGCAAUCAGAUAAAUAUUUUUUUCAGGCACAGUUCAGCCAACUGCAGACUUAAAUAAAUGUGUUUUCGGGAGGCGGGCUGCACCCACAAAUAAGCCUUGAAUUUAAAGAUGCAGCUUAUUUGCGGGUGCAUCUUAUAUUCAGGCCAAUACAGUAACUUUUAAGCUUGUGAUUUUACUGUUUGGGGAGGUUUUCGCUUCAGGUGAUUCCCAGACCUCAAAUGCUAUCAUGUGACUCAGCAAGUAACGUCCUUGGUUUAAGGCAGUGCUGUUUUUUGGUGAUCCGCAAGCAAAAGGUGAACGACAAAAAUGUGGACUUGAAACUUUAAUUGCAUCUAAGGGCAAAACUAGAUGUUACACUCAGAUGCACAUGGCAUUACUUGGCAUUAUUCUUUAUAUUGAAAAGAUUAUUUCUGGAAAUGCAGUCAAGAUUGGAGAAAUGGCAGAGGCAAGAAGUGUAACUCACACCCGUAAAGUCAACUCACACCCGUUACAAAUGAUGUUCUCUCUCCACAACUUUCCCAACUGCAUCUAUGCCUUUGCAAAUGAACAUUAGAACUUCCAUGACGGGGGAAAGCCAAGGUGGCGGUGAUCUCCAGCAGCAUAAUGGGUUGGGGGAGCAACCUUGUCCAAUCCCAACUGCCCUUCCAAAAGCUGAUUUUUCUGCUCAAAAAGUGGCAUCAGGGUAGGGAUGCACAAAUUUGCCUGAUUUGGCUUCUCUUGGUUCUAUUUUUUUCCACUCUUAAAUUCAGUUCUCCACACACACACACAC